AUGUCCGUAAUCGAUGCUUCCAAACGAUUAAGACGUGCGCUGGAUCAAAUUUUGAUUGAAGAUUCCUCACGUGCACCAUAUAAAAGUUUUGAAUCUUAUGGUAAUCAUCCUCCUUUUAUGGUCUAUUCUGUAUUACCAAAACGAUUGUCUACAUUCAAGACUAAUAAUCAGCAGGACAUAGUUUGGUUGAACUCUCCAGAAUUGAUACAGUGA
Dentiscutata heterogama is the source of this 213-nucleotide messenger RNA. The record is from the annotation of a GenBank genome assembly. Lineage: Eukaryota; Fungi; Glomeromycota; Glomeromycetes; Diversisporales; Gigasporaceae.